This is a messenger RNA of Adineta ricciae, 1506 nucleotides long. The record is from the annotation of a GenBank genome assembly. Lineage: Eukaryota; Metazoa; Rotifera; Eurotatoria; Adinetida; Adinetidae.
AUGCUUGUCUGCCGACGAUUUAUUCAUACAAGUGUAUCUCGCUAUCUAGCUAAAUCAGCUGUUGCUUCAACUUCGUCACCACUAAGCACACUACGAAAGAAGACUGGCUAUUCUUUGUCACAUUGCCGAGCGGCUCUUCAGCAAUUCAACGAUAAUUUAGAACAAGCUGAAGCGUGGUUACAUCAACGUGCUCAAACUGAAGGCUGGAGUCGCGCGACAAAAUUGCAGAGCCGUGCUGCAUUACAAGGUCUAGUUGGCAUCAUUACGAAUAAGAAUUCAGCAGCAAUGGUUGAGGUCAACUGUGAAACAGACUUCGUCGCUAAGAAUGAAAAAUUUCAACAACUUGUUUCUCAAGUCGCAAAUAGCCUACUGGUUAAUCAAUCGGAAAAGGCGAAAGACAAAGUCGUGUUCGAUAAAGAGACUCUUGGGACAUUGCCAAGUUUAGAUGAUCGUUCGAAAACCUUAGCUGAUGUGACAGCUUUAUGUGUUGGUUCGGUUGGUGAAAAUGUCGUCUUACGACGUGGUGUUGUAUUCAAUACUGAAAACAAUCAACUAUUAGCUAGCUAUUGUCAUGGACAAGUCAAUAGUACAAGUUCGGAUUCAUGCCGUAUGGGCAAAUACGGUGCACUUGUGAAAUACUCACAAGUAGAUUCGACGACAAGUCAAUCUGAAAAUGGUCAAUCAUUAACUUCAAGUGUACUAACUCGUUCGUAUCCGCUGCGAACAAUCUGUGAAGAUAAUAUUCAAAAACCGAUUGAGUUAAGUACUUACUUAGAUAGUGAAGAUGAAAGUAAUCUAAUGCAUGAAUAUCUCAAUGGAUAUGUCUACGCACUACCAUCCCGGGAGAAUGCACAUGAUUUAUUAUUGAAGAAUAUCAGCGCACAAAUUGAACAACAACAAUUAAAAAAUGUUCACGUGCUUCCCAUGGAUAUUCGCGUUCAAACACCCGAUCCUGUCUACAUUUACUAUCCAGGCUUGUGUCUUAGCACCCAAGCACCUAAAGUUGAUCAAGCAAUCACACGUGAACCAGUAGUUAUCGUUGAAAUUAUAACACCAACAACUGAACGAUUAGUAUUACAUGAAAAAUCAAUCAAUUAUCAACGAAUACCGUCGCUGAAACAGAUUAUAUAUGUUUGGCCUAGUUUAAAAAUAGCCCAUGUUGACUUUCGAGAUGAGCAAACAUCGAAAUGGACAAGAAAAUAUUAUAGUGUUCAAAAUAAAAUUCCAUUACCACAAUCACUCAGCAAUGGUGAAUUAGCUCUUGGGCAUAUUUUCGAUAUUAUGACGAAACAAUUUGGACGCUUAAUCGCUCAACACAUUGUUGCUGCACGUUCGAAAACAAUCGGUUUAAAUGAACAAAAACAACUAGGAAUCGAUGAAAAUCGCCUACUCUACCAAAAAUGGAUGCAUACCGAUGAUAAAAAGAAAACCGUUGAAAUCUUUCUUAAUGAAAAUCACUUGACCGUCAAUGAUUUUGUUCGAUUUGAAUGCGGAGAAGAAGUCUAA